UAUUAUCUCACAAUUUUUAAUAUUCUAAAUUUUUAUAAUUUUAAAAAUUAAAUAAAUUUUUAUAAUUUUAAAGGGUUAAAGUAUAUUUUUAUUUUUAUUAAAUUAAAAUUUAAAAAAAUUUUAAAUUAUUUAAAUAGUUCAUUUUAGGCUCAGGCACUCUCCCCAGAUUCUCCUCUGCCGGUAAAUAUUUAAACUGAAAAUAGAUGCACAAGGGUCUCAACUUGGGUUAGAGUCUUACAGAAGAUCGUCAUCUGCCAUUAACCAUUGCACUGUUCGAAUUCAAGACAAAAUACCAUGAGUUUUAAAGAAAGCCAACAGGGAAGAACAUGGACCGACGAAGAAGACAAACAAGCCCAGCAGUAUGCCAUGCAACUGGUUAGCUCAUCGGUGGUGCCCAUGGUAUUGAAAGCAGCUAUUGAACUUGGUGUGUUUGAGAUUAUACAAAGAGCUGGUCCUGGUGCACUGCUGUCACCUUCCCAGAUUGCAUCCCAACUUCCAUCACAAACUAAUCCAAAAGCCGCUUUGGUCCUUGAUCGAAUCCUCCGCCUUCUAGCUACCCACUCCAUCCUCACCUACAAGCUACAGGAUGGCCACAGGCUGUAUGGUUUGGCACCUGUUGCCAAAUACUUCAUUACAAGCUCGAGUGGAGGAUCUUUGUCUUCUUUGUUAGACGUGUUUCAGGAGAAAGUCUUCAUGGAUUCCUGGUACCACCUGAAAGAUGCAGUCCUAGAAGGGGGGAGUCAAUUUAACAAAGCACAUGGAGUAGAGGUCAGUGAGUAUAUGAGCAAAGAUGCGAGGUUUGGAGACAUCUUCAAGACCUCUAUGGUUGAUUACAACAAGUUGUUCGUGGAAGAGAUGUUGAAAAGCUACCACGGUUUUGAUGGCUUGAAUUCAUUGGUAGACGUAGGUGGCGGCAACGGUUUUAUUCUCCACAGUAUUGUUUCCAAGUACCCUACCAUCAAGGGUAUUAACUUCGAUCUGCCACAGGUUAUUGACAAGUCACCCUCCUAUCCUGGAAUUGAGAAUGUGGCCGGAGAUAUGUUCAACAGUGUACCAAAAGGAGACGCCAUUUUCAUGAAGUGGAUAAUCCAUUGCUUGGACGACAAGCAAUGCCUGGAAUUACUCAAGAACUGCUAUGAAGCAUUACCGGUGAACGGGAAAGUGAUAGCAGUGGAUACGGUCAUCCCUGAAAUCCCUGAUGCCAGUCCCUCAUGUAAAAGCGUGUAUCAGUUUGAUGUGUACUCCAUGAGCAUCAAUGAAAGUGGAAAGGAAAGGACAGAAAAAGAAUUGGAGAGCUUGGGGAAGGGAGCACGCUUUUCUGGUUUUCGAGUGGCAUGCGGUGCCUAUGGUUUCUCAGUCAUGGAGUUCUACAAAAGGAUGUGAGAUUUGAUUAACCAAUUUGCAAAACAGAAGCAUUCAUAGAAAAAGAUAGUUAGAAAUCUCUUAAAGGUGUUGAUCUGUAUGAAUAAAUAGGAUUCUUCAUUGGUGGUUGUGGCCAAUGAUGAACUUGAAUAUUUAAAUUUUAAUUAUAUAUUAAUUUUAAAAUAAAUAGAUUAAA
This is a messenger RNA of Gossypium arboreum, 1558 nucleotides long. RefSeq names its product caffeic acid 3-O-methyltransferase-like. Lineage: Eukaryota; Viridiplantae; Streptophyta; Magnoliopsida; Malvales; Malvaceae. The transcript has 4 exons. The record is from RefSeq and is a predicted model, not a curated record. The coding region runs from base 295 to 1383 and encodes 362 amino acids. Gene Ontology annotation, biological process: methylation. Gene Ontology annotation, molecular function: S-adenosylmethionine-dependent methyltransferase activity; protein dimerization activity; O-methyltransferase activity.